UAUUUUAGUGUUUUUAAAAAUUUUUAAUGGAUGAAAGAUAGCUAUUAUUCAUUCUUAAAACUAAACAGAAAUAAUUGCCGUCUAAAAAAACCAUUACCAUGGGCAACGGCGGGAAGGGAUGAAAUUGUUGAUACAUGAUGGCUUUCCGGCGUCUCAUUCUUUAGCACGUUUCAAACGUUUACUAAUAAAUGAAAUGAGAUCAAUGAAAAAUACAACUAAAUAGUAGCAAUACAAUAAAAUAAACAUCAUUGGAAAUGUAUAUCGCUAAGAAUAUUUAUAAGCCAAAUGUCUGUCACUUGGGAAGAAAAUGGCGCUAAUUCAUAUAUCAAAAUGUUUUGUUAUUUAUUGUCCGAUAUGUUAACUUUUUACUGUAUUACUUUAAAGAAAUAAUCAAUUUGACAAGAAUGUCGUUUAAGUUUUAUUCCACUAAUUAUUCCUUAUGAAACUAAGUCACGAAACAGUGACAAUCGAACUAAAAAAUGGUACUCAAAUUCACGGUACAAUCACAGGAGUGGAUGUAGCAAUGAAUACGCAUUUGAAAUCUGUUAAAAUGACUAUAAAAAAUAGAGAUCCAGUACAAUUAGAAUCAUUAAGCAUUCGCGGUAACAAUAUACGUUACUUUAUUUUACCCGAUAGUUUACCUCUGGAAACACUACUCAUUGACGAUACACCAAAAUCGAAAACAAAGAAAAAAGAUAGUAAUCGUGCCGGAAACCGUGGCCGAGGACGUGGCGCACGCGGACGAGGUGGUCCCCGUGGUCGUGGACGCGGUCGGGCAACUGGUAGGCGAUAAGAUAUUAGUAUACUUUAUGAAAAUAAAAUAAAAAGAAAGGAUGGAUACGAAAA
Ceratitis capitata (Mediterranean fruit fly) is the source of this 846-nucleotide messenger RNA. It is a transcript of the gene SmD1, whose product is annotated as probable small nuclear ribonucleoprotein Sm D1. The record is from RefSeq and is a predicted model, not a curated record. The transcript is spliced from 2 exons. Bases 440 to 793 code for a protein of 117 amino acids. NCBI's taxonomy places the organism in Eukaryota, Metazoa, Arthropoda, Insecta, Diptera, Tephritidae. Gene Ontology annotation, biological process: RNA processing; spliceosomal snRNP assembly. Gene Ontology annotation, cellular component: U2 snRNP; U5 snRNP; U4 snRNP. Gene Ontology annotation, molecular function: RNA binding.